This is a messenger RNA of Funneliformis caledonium, 165 nucleotides long. The record is from the annotation of a GenBank genome assembly. NCBI's taxonomy places the organism in Eukaryota, Fungi, Glomeromycota, Glomeromycetes, Glomerales, Glomeraceae.
AUUGUUUGUGAUGAUCAACCUUUUUUAACUCUUGAAUCAGAAAACUUGCAAAAUUUAUUUCAGAUAUUAAAUUCUAAUAUUAAAAUACCUUCAGCUGAUACUAUUCAUACAGAUAUAAUAAAAUGUUUUAAUCAAGAAUAUGUAAAAAUUCAAGAUAUUUUACAG